This is a messenger RNA of Fusarium venenatum, 834 nucleotides long. RefSeq lists its product as uncharacterized. The record is from RefSeq and is a predicted model, not a curated record. NCBI's taxonomy places the organism in Eukaryota, Fungi, Ascomycota, Sordariomycetes, Hypocreales, Nectriaceae.
AUGGUCGCUAUUCGCUCGUUUCUCAUGCUCCCGGCCGCUGUUGGUGUUGCAUUAGCUGGACCAUGCAAACCUCAAAGCUCCAUCACCACCACUGCCUCCCAGAUCAGCAGCGUUACUACAUUGUCCGCAGCGCCAACCACCGAAUCAUCCACGAUCUUUCUGAGCGAUUCUGCAGUCGAACAGACUGACAAAUCUACCACUAUCCUGACUGAAAACACUGCUACCACAGUAACCGGCGAGACGAUCGAGACUACUGAGACCACUGCUACUGCAAAAGCUGGGACUACCGAGAUUACUACAGUAGCUGUCGAGACUACCGACAGUACUGAGACUACUGCUACUACAGUAGCUGGCGAGGAUACUGGAACCACCGAGACUACUGAGACUGUUGCUGCCACAGCAGCUGAGACCACUGAGACUACCACCACUGCCUUAGAGAGUACCACGGAUGUCACCUCCGACGCCAUUUCGACGGACACGGCCGAAUACACUCCCACGACUCUUGCCACGUCCUUGGCAGCAAGUUCAGAAGCCUUGACCUCUGAGGCGACAACUACGACGACUACUGCUGCAGACCCCGUCGCCACAUGUCCCUCAGAUACCACUCAGUGUAUUAGAACAAUGGAGAUUAGGUGUGGCAUUCUCCUCAGUGGCCUUACUCAAGCUAUAGAUGCCAAUACCCUAGACGAUUGUGUCCAGGCGUGCGCUACCGAUCACAAUUGCUCUGUUUUCACUUACAGCGAGAGAAGCAAACGAUGCUUCAGGGCCUCUAGUAACGACUUUCCACAAUACAACUUGGACGGGUAUACUUCUGGAAUCAAGGGUAUUUGUUAG